This is a messenger RNA of Photinus pyralis (common eastern firefly), 1339 nucleotides long. RefSeq names its product RISC-loading complex subunit tarbp2-like (gene R2d2). The record is from RefSeq and is a predicted model, not a curated record. The transcript is spliced from 3 exons. The coding region runs from base 374 to 1288 and encodes 304 amino acids. Lineage: Eukaryota; Metazoa; Arthropoda; Insecta; Coleoptera; Lampyridae.
UUCUGAGCUUGGUGGCACUUGUAUUCGCUUUGAUUUAUAUCGAUUGUGUUCAAUUUAUAUUUUACGUUACUCACUGUCAAUACUAAACACUUCGCAAAGAUAUUGAAUCUUUCUGCUAGUGUAAUUCAUACAUAUACAAUUUCAGCAUAUAAAACCCGGAAAGAACGUGUGUAUUAUACCUUCCAUCAUUUCUAUCCUGAACCUCUGGUGAAGUAGAGACACUUCCUUGCAAUUUGUGGUAUAACCUCACAAAAAGUAUACCAAAUAAAAACAUUUCUAAUUCACGAAUCCCUUAAUAUUAGAAUACAUAUCAAUUACAUUGUUAUUAAAUAAUAAUUUGUAGAUUUCGUUUCGGCUAAAUCCUGUAUGAAAUAUGAAUAAUACCAAAACUCCAGUGAUGGUAUUGCAAGAGUUGGCGGUGGCAAAGGAAUGGAUAUUACCUGAAUAUACUAUAGUGCAUGCAGUAGAAGGUACACACGAUAACAUAUUUCAUUAUCAAGUUGCCGUUCAUGGUGAGGCAGCCAUUGGAGUCGGCCGAUCUAAAAAAGAAGCUAAACAUAAAGCAGCUAGCUUAUUAUUGGAAAAGCUGUCCGAUGUGGUCGAUUGUAACCUUAGAACACAACCUUCCGUUCCGGAAAAGAAACUCAAGCUUGUAAACGCGGUCGGAAUUUUAUGUGAUAUUUGUGGAGAGAAUAAAAUUCCAAUGCCCAUAUUCACACAAAUAUCUGACGUCGGUCCGCCACACUGUAGAGAGUUUACAUAUGAAUGUCAAGUGGCCACUUUGGUAACACGAGCUACGGCAAGCACUAAGAAACAAGCAAAACAUUGGGCUGCUAAGGAAAUGACUGAUAGAAUCAUGACUGCUCUCCCUGACUUAAUUACAGAGUAUGAGGAUCAGAAGUCAUCUGCUCUCGCAAUAGACGAUCGAAUUAAGGAUGAGUAUGCUCAUGCAAAGUUGUUAAAGCCUAAGCCAAAUCUAUCUCUUCAAAUAGAAGAUCGUCACAUGCAUUUAAAAAAUAUUGCAACUGAAAAGGGUUUAGAUAGUGACUGUGUCCAGAUGUGUACUUCGCAACCUUCGGAGGAGAAUUUAAAGAUACUUCUAGAAAAAUUGGAGCUGAAAUAUUUCAUUCAAACUUUGCAAGAAACUGUUGAGGGAAACUGUGUUGUCACUUUGUCUCUAGAUACAGAUGUACCAUUCACGGUUAUGGGAAUGGGAUGUAAUAACGAUGCUGCAGUUGAAGAUGUAGUAAAAAAAGCGUGCAAAUAUUUAAAAAUCAUGUUAACUUAAUGCUGUACAUUUUUCAUUUAAUAAAGUUUAUAUGCUUGUUCAUAGGCGGUA